Chiloscyllium plagiosum (whitespotted bambooshark) is the source of this 417-nucleotide messenger RNA. The record is from RefSeq and is a predicted model, not a curated record. Lineage: Eukaryota; Metazoa; Chordata; Chondrichthyes; Orectolobiformes; Hemiscylliidae.
ACAGGAAUAGUGAAGAUGGCCUCCAAAGUGUGUCAGAACUACCACAAGGACUGUGAGGAUGCUGUUAACAAGCAGAUCAACCUGGAGCUCUAUUCCUCCUAUGUUUACCUCUCCAUGUCCUCUUACUUUGACCGGGAUGAUGUUGCCCUGCGUCACUUUGCUGAGUUCUUCAAGGAGCAGUCCCAUGAGGAACGGGAACACGCUGAGAAACUGAUGGCAUUCCAGAAUAAACGUGGAGGCAGAGUCCUCCUGCAGGAUGUCAAGGUUGGCUUCUGUAAACUUGAGAUUCUAAAGCCAGAGACGGAUGAGUGGGGCAAUGGUCUGGAGGCAAUGCAGAGAGCUCUGCAGAUGGAGAAGGAUGUGAACCAGAGUCUGCUGGAUCUGCACAAACUCUCCUCUGGCCACACGGACCCUCAU